AAACGGCUUCUUCAAAUUAAGCAUGCUAUUAAAUUAAUGGAAGCAACUAUGAGUGCAGAUAAUGAUUAUAUUAUUCGUAAAGAUGCAAUUCGCUUAAAAUCCUUAAUGAUUACAGAAGAAGAAUAG
Molecule: messenger RNA, 126 nt
Organism: Dentiscutata erythropus
Lineage: Eukaryota; Fungi; Glomeromycota; Glomeromycetes; Diversisporales; Gigasporaceae
Source: the annotation of a GenBank genome assembly